AUACUACAACAUAUAUGGCUGCAAUGCGUAAACAAAAAAGAUGGCAAAUAUAUUAUGUAGAUAGUUAGGAGUAAUAUAGCUUUAUUUAAGCCAGCGAUGUCCCGUCUGGCUGAUUAUUUUGUAAUUGUUGGCUAUGAUCACGAAAAAGAACGUAGCGGCACCAGCAGUGGAAUUAUUUUGCAGCGUUUUCCAGAAAAGGAUUGGCCGGACACACCAUUUAUUGAAGGCAUAGAAUGGUUCUGCCAGCCGCAGGGGUGGGCUCUGUCCACGGAGCGCCAGGAGCCGAGGUUCUUCGUCUCGGUGCUGACGGACAUCGACGCGAACCGCCACUACUGCGCGUGCAUGUGCUUCAACGAGACUGUCGCCAUCACGCCCAGCAAGCCCGUCGAUGAGGAGGAGGAGCCGGUGGACGCGGACGCCCCGCGCCACCACUGCGCCGGCCUGGCGCGCUCCAUCGCCACCAUCACGCACCACAGCAUCAUGUACGCCCCCAAGUGCCUGGUGCUGGUCUCCCGCCUCGACUACCUGGAGACCUUCCGGAGCUGCCUGGGCAUCAUCUACACGGUGUACGUGGAGAACGUGGCGGUGUCCCUGGAGACGCUGGUGGGCAACAUCCUGGGCUGCGUGCAGGUGCCCCCGCCGGGCGGGCCCCAGGUGCGCUUUAGCAUCGGGGCCGGGGACCGCCAGGCGCUGCAGCCCCCGCUGAGCCCCUCGCUGCCCGUCACCCACACCGCCGUGUGCCUGCUCUUCCAGCAGCUCGGCAUCAGGAACGUGCUGGUGCUGUUCUGCGCCAUCAUGACCGAGCACAAGAUCCUGUUCCACUCCAAGAGCUACAACCGGCUGACGGAGGGCUGCCGCGCGCUCACGGCGCUCAUGUACCCGUUCCGCUACACGCACGUCUACAUCCCCUUGCUGCCGGCGGCGCUCGUCGAGGUUCUGUCGUCGCCCACGCCGUUCGUCAUGGGCGUGCACUCGUCGCUGAGGGCGGACAUCGCUGAGCUGAUGGACGUGAUAGUGGCGGACCUGGACGGGGGCUCCAUCCUCGUCCCGGACGGCAUCUCGCUGCCCCUGCUCCCGGAGCUGCUGCUCGCCCCCGCCUUGGAGGCCCUCAGCGCCGUGCUGCAGCCCGAGCUGACCUGCGCGGACCACGCCUUCCCGCCGGCCGGCGUGCGCGCCGCCCAGCCCGCCGUGCUCGACAAGGAGAUACGCGCCGUCUUCAUGCGGCUGUUCGCCCAGCUGCUGCAGGGAUACCGCAGCUGCCUGACCAUCAUCCGCAUCCACCCGCGCCCCGUCAUCACCUUCCACAAGGCGGCGUUCCUGGGGGAGCGGUCGCUGACGGACUGCGACUUCACGACGCGCGUGCUGGACUGCAUGUUCUUCACGAGCUUCGUGAGCGACCGCGGGCCGCCGUGGCGCGCGUGCGACGUGUGGGACGAGCUGUACAGCGGCGUGGCCGAGCAGCUGCGGCAGGAGCAGGGCGACCCCCGCCUCGUGCUCGCGCACAUACAGGAGCUGGCGCAGCAGCUGUACACCAACGAGAACCCCAACCCGCAGCCGUACGUGCAGAAGAUCCUGAAGCCGCCGGACGGGGCGUUCGCGCGCAUCCACCAGCCGCCGUUCCCGACCGUGAACAGCGCCCAGGUGCAGUCCAUCAUCGACGAGGGCCUGACCAAGAACAACCUCAACUCCAGGCUGUCCUCGCUGAGGCCCAUCCAGCCCCGCAUCGUCCCGAUCGGUCCCCACAUAUCGAACAUCCACGACCUGCGCCACAUCGUCAGCAACUCGGCGCGGCGACUCGAGGUGUUGAAGAACUGCAUCAACUGCAUCUUCGAGAACAAGAUCUCGGACGCGCGCAAGACGUUCCCCGCGGUGCUGCGCGCGCUCAAGUCGAAGGCGGCGCGGCUGGCGGUGUGCUCGGAGCUGGCGCAGCACGUGCUGGGCAACAAGGCCGUGCUGGAGCACCAGCAGUUCGACCUGGUGGUGCGGCUGAUGAACUGCGCGCUGCAGGACGGCUCGGCGCUGGACGAGCACGGUGUGGCCGCCGCCCUGCUGCCCCUCGCCACCGCCUUCUGCCGCAAGCUCUGCACCGGCGUCAUCCAGUUCGCCUACACCUGCAUACAGGAGCACAGCGUGUGGCAGAACCAGCAGUUCUGGGAGGCGGCCUUCUACCAGGAUGUUCAGAAGGACAUCAAAGCCCUGUACCUGCCGAGGACGGAGGUCAGCUCCUCGGCCCGACACUCCUACGAGGACAUGCUGAGUCCCAUGAGCCCACGCGAGAACAAGGAGUUCCCGUGGAAGGAUCGCAGGUCGGGCUUCGUGCGUGCUCAGGAGCCCUCGGCGCUGGAGAUAGCCGCCGAGCAGAUGAGGGUGUGGCCGGCGUUGGACCCAGACAAGCAGAGCGAGCUGGUGAGCAGCGAGGAGUCGACGCUCUACAGCCAGGCCAUCCACUACGCCAACAGGAUGGUGUACCUGCUGGUGCCCCUGGACAGCAGCGGCCGCAACCACAAGCACGACUCUGCCUUCGACGACGAGCGCAUCAGCAACAGCAUCACCAACAGCAUGGCCGAGUCGGACAGCGUGGACGCCGAGUCGGGCUUCGAGGAGCAGGACCCGGGCGAGACGGGCUCCACGGUGGUGCGCCUGGUGUCCCGCUUCGUGGACAAGGUGUGCACGGAGGGUGCCGUGUCGGCGGAGCACGUGCGCUGCCUGCACCAGAUGGUGCCCGGCGUGGUGCACAUGCACAUCGAGACCCUGGAGGCCGUGCACCGCGAGUCCAAGAGGCUGCCGCCCAUUCAGAAGCCCAAGAUCCUGACCCCGAGCAUGCUGCCGGGCGAGGUGGCGCUCAUGGAGGGACUGCGCGUGUACCUGCUGCCCGACGGACGCGAGGAGGGCACGGGCGGCGUGCUGGGGGGCCCGCCCUUCCUGCCGGCCGAGGGCGCCAUCUUCCUCACCAACUACCGCAUCAUCUUCAAGGGCACGCCCUGCGACCCGUUCGCUUGCGAGCAGCUGGUGGUGCGGGCGUUCCCCGUCACGUCGCUCACGAAGGAGAAGCGAGUCACCGUGCAGUACCUCGCUCACCUGGACCAGUGGCUGCAGGAGGGGCUCCAGCUCCGGUCCUGCACCUUCCAGCUGAUAAAGGUGGCGUUUGACGAGGAGGUGAUCAGCGAGAACAUUGAGUGCUUCCGCAAGUCCGUGCACCGGGUGCGCCACCCCACCGACAUCCUGGACCACUUCGCGUUCUACGGCCAGGGCGCGGUCUCGCAGACCCCGCUGCACAAGGGCAAGGAGAAGAACGCCACGCUCAAGGGCUUCGCCAAGAAGACCCUGCUGAAGACGGCGCGCAAGGCGGGCUUCAAGCCGAAGGCGUCGUCCAAGCGCCAGAAGUACGUCCUGCCGAACAUGGGCAGCAGCAGCAAGUACCUGACCUCGCCGGGCCGCAUGAGCCUCCCGCCGGCCGACCCCGGAGACCUGGGCCACGACGACGACAUAUCCGUGGACGAUUUCGAGGUGCCUUCGGUGGGCGUGAUCCCGCCGGCGCCGACGGACGCCAAGACCUUGGAGCGCCUGUCGGAGCGCAGCUACGUGCGCGACUGGUACCGCCUGGGGCUGGUGUCGAGCACGCACGCCGGCGCGAGCGCGCGGCAGCAGGGCGAGCCCUUCAGGAUCACCACGGCCAACAGCGUGUACAUGAUGUGCAAGAGCUACCCGGCGCUGCUGGUGAUGCCGAGCGCGGUGACGGACGACAGCCUGCGCAGGUUCUGCCGCUGCUACCGCAACAACCGCGUGCCGUGCGUCACGUGGAGGCACCCGCGCACCAAGGCGCUGCUGGUGCGGGGCGCGGGCCAACACGGCAAGGGCGUCAUGGGCAUGCUCAAGGGCCACCAGUCCUCCGCCGCGUCGACCUCGGACACCACGUCCUCGCUGGAGCAGGAGCGCUACCUGUCGGUGCUGGUGGCGGCCACGCCCCUGUCCGUUCUGCGGCACGGCUCGGCCUGGGGCAUGUCGGACAGCUCGCUCAGCAUCGACUCGCUGCUGCUGGCCGCGGAGGAGCACGCGGGAGUAGGGGCCCUCACCCCGGAGGCCUCCCGCCGCGUCCCAGCCGCCGCCGCCGGGCCCUUCAACAAGGCCAUCGGCACCCUCAGCGUGUUCCCGAGGUCGAGUGGGGGCAAAGGCACCAAGAGCUUCGGCCGCUGGGGGUCGCUGAAGGACCGGCGGCACAGCUCGCAGGCUUCGCUCGCCACUCUGUCCGUGCCGCACCGCGGCAACCCGCGCCACAGCGCGGACUCCGACUCGGGCACGGAGUGCGUGCAGACCUUCCAGCGCGCCGCGCUCUACAUCCUCGGCGAGAAGGCGCAGAUGAAGGGCGUGAAGCCGGAGUCCGCCCCCAAGACGGACUUCAUCCCCGUGGAGUACUACGACAUGCGGCACACCAAGGCGGCGUUCAAGAAGCUGAUGCGCGCCUGCAUCCCCAGCUCCCUCAACCCGGAACCAGAGCAGAGCUUCUUCAAGCUGAUCGAGAGCUGCGAGUGGCUGCAGCAGCUCCAGAACAUCAUGCAGCUGGCCGGCGCCGUGGUCGACCUGCUCGAUGUGCAGGGCUCGAGCGUCGCCAUCUGCCUGGAGGACGGCUCCGACAUCACCGCCCAGGUGUCGUCCGUGGCGCAGCUGUGCCUGGACCCGCACUACCGCACGCUCGAGGGUUUCCGCGUGCUGGUGGAGAAGGAGUGGCUGGGGUUCGGCCACCGCUUCAGCCACCGCAGCAACCUGGCGGCCGCGUCCCAGGCCGGCGGCUUCGCGCCCACCUUCCUGCAGUUCCUCGACGUGGUGCACCAGAUCCAGAAGCAGUUCCCGCUGGCGUUUGAGUUCAACGACUACUACCUGCGGUUCCUGGCGUACCACUCGGUGUCGUGCCGGUUCCGCACGUUCCUGCUGGACUGCGAGCUGGAGCGCGUGGAGUGUGGCAUCGCGGCAGUGGAGGACAAGCGCGGCUCGCUCGCCUCCCGCCACAAGAGCAUGGACACCGGCUCCGACGACGAGGGCAUCUACCCGGGCGGCCGGCUGGCGGGCAGCAACUCGGGCAUGAAUCUGGGCCAGUCUGUGUUCGACUACAUCGACAAGCAGAACGCCCGCUCCCCGCUGUUCUUCAACUUCAUGUACACGUCGGACCUGGAGCACCCGGUUCUCCGGCCCCAGUCGCACCUGCCGUGCCUGGAGGUGUGGCAGUACUACCUGCACGAGGAGCUGGCCCACGGCCCUGGCUACGACCUUGAGGUCAUACAGCUGGACACCCAGCAGGAGGAGGAGGCGGAGGCCGCCGACGGCGUCGCCAGCAAGUCCGCCCGCCGCGUCGUCAUCCGGGGGUACGACGACCCGGCGCGGUGCGUGCCCGACGCCUUCUCCCGCCUGCUGGACGACAUCCGCCACCUGGAGACGGAGCUGGGCCACCUGCCCCAGAAGUGGCGCGUCCUGUGGGACAAGCUGGAGCUGCCCUCCACGGACUCCCUCACCCGGCACGCCUCGUUCAGCACGCAGCUGGUGCGUCACCACGGCCGGCUGCUGCACAAGCGCUCCACCCUCGAGAUCCUGAUGCGCGGCAAGAUGGUGGGGGCGGCGGAGGCCGCCCACGUCUACUCCCACCCGCACCGCUUCGAGCGCUACAACUACACCACGCCCUCGUACUGCGACUACUGCGCCAACGUGCUGUGGGGGCCCGUCAAGACGGGCAUGCGGUGCCUGGACUGCGGCUACAGCUGCCACGAGAAGUGCACGGACGCCGUGCCCAAGAACUGCACCAAGUACAAGGCCGUGGCCGACGGCAGCCACUCCUCCCAGACGCUGUCGCGCAGCGGGGGAGAGUGCAGCUCCGUCGCCUCCGGCGUUCCCAGCAUGCAGACCUCGAACCAGCAGUACUACGACCAGUUCUCGUCGAACGUGGCGGAGAACCGCACGCACGAGGGCCACCUGUACAAGCGCGGCGCGCUGCUGAAGGGCUGGAAGCAGCGCUGGUUCGUGCUCGACUCCAUCAAGCACCAGCUCCGCUACUACGACGCCAUGGAGGACUCCCACUGCAAGGGCUACAUAGAUCUGGCUGAAGUGGUCUCCGUCACACCGGCGCCACCCGCCCCGGGACCACCCAAGAAGACUGAUGACAAAUCGUUUUUUGACCUGCGGACAAACCGACGAACGUACAACUUCUGCGCCAGCGACGCGGCCACGGCGCAAGAGUGGAUCGAGAAGGUGCAGGCGUGCCUGCAGUGAUGCGGAGUGACGCCCUUCGCUCUACUUCGUUACUUUGUUGUUCCAUUGUGAUAUUCUUGUGAAGCAUUUCCUCUUGUCAUUAUAGCUUUGUUUAGAAAAAAAAAAGACAAUAGAAAAAAUUUCUUUCAUUUGUUUUUACGUCGCUUUUUUUAUUAUUAUUUUUUUUGUGUAAAAAAAAUACUGUAAUUUAUUAUCGCAGAUGUCACUACUUUAUAUGUAUUUGUAAAUUCGGUAAAGAGAGAAUAAACGUGUAGCGUAUAGCAUGUUAAGUUUAUGUAAUUUUGUUUAUAAGCCUGCGUCGUGCUUGAUGCCGUUAGAUGAUUCAAGGGACCAGAACCCUGUUGUGUUUCCAGGCCUUGUUCACACUUCCUCGUGCCCUAAGGCUGAGGGUAUGCGGCACUGGGUGAGCGGUUGCCCACUUUUGAAAAUUUUUGAGCUAAACUUGAAAGGUAUUGUAGUUAUUCCGUAUCACGCAUCCAAGUUUAUCCCUUGAUCCGGAUGGCAUGAUCCUGUGGUACAUGAUGCUUGCUGUUUUUUAUUUAGUAUGUUGUAAGAGUCUGGAGAUGACAAAAACUUGUAAAUUUUUUUCUUUUGUAUGCAUUUUACAAUCAUAAUUCAUCGUUACAUCACAAGUUUUUGUUACGUCCAGGAUCUUUCGACGUAUUAAAUUGCAAGUGUAUUUAAAAAAGGCAAAUUUCUGUAUUGAAAAUAAUGGAUUUAGUUUUUAAUGCCAUUAAAAAUUAAAACGUACGUACGUACGUACGUUCGUAUUGAGCACAAUUACGUUUCGUCAACUUCAACAGUUCAUGGUAAGACACACCGUACAUAUUUAUGAGAGUAAGGUAAACAAAAAAAUUGCAUCUAAAACAGUUCGUAUUCUUUUUGAAAGUUCCAUAGUGAAAUGAGAAAGUUAUAAAUAUAAAAAUAAAAAGUAUAACUAAUUUUUUUUUAGAAUGCUAUAUCUAUAACUAGGUUUUUAAGGCUAUUUUGACAAGUUUUGUUAUUUAUUUUUAUAUUUUUAAAGCAUCGUGCAUUAAAAUAGAAAAAUAAUAAUAAUUGCAUAUCAAAACAAAUGGUGAUAUUGUAAAUACUAACACUACAUAACUUUUUAGGCAUUUGGCUAGUGGAGGGGGGGGGGGGAUAUUUGAUUGAUUGUGUGGUUUUCAUUUAUUUCUGGUGUCAACAUAUUUUCCAAUUAAAACUGUUCUUAUUGUUAUUAUCUUAUUAUUUCAAUACUAUUAAUAUCAAUAAAGAUAUCAAUAUGCAAUUUUAUCAGACCAAAAUAAUUUCUUUGUGAUGUUGCUCUUUUGGUCUUUAGCCAUGUCUGUCUGGCAUCAACUGUAGACGGUUUUUUUUUACUUUACUUUGAAUAAACCCAUACAUUGAAACAAAUUUUUUUACUUAGUACAGAAUAUAUUUGGUAUUUAAAUAAAAGCCUAAACUAAAGAUUGACAAUUCUACAUUCUAAAAGACAAAAUGAGGUUAUUGAGGUGAAUUUCUGUGCAUUUUGUGUUUUGCCUUGGAUUUCGGUAUUAUGCAUACAUAGUAUUGACUUCGAUUUUAGUGUUGGGCUGUAUAUUGACUUCAAUUUUGCUGUUAUUUCAGGUUUAUCGCUAUUCAUACCAUAUAAUCUUGCCGUUAUGUUAAUGUGUACAGGAUAAUGCCAUCAGGAUCAAGGGAUGAACUUGGAUACGUUGUACGUAACUACUACCAAAAACAGUUGUAUUUAGUUGGAAAAUUAGCUGGAAAUUGUGUCUUGCAAGUGAAAUUUAAUUUUUAUGUUUUUCAAGUCAAGAAAGAAAGUAGAAAAAAAAACUAUAGCACUGCCAGAAGUGUGAAAGUUAAGUAGUCACAUACAAUAUUUUAAUUCUCCUGCAUUUUGCUGAAAUUUUUUUGGACUGUCGAGAAAUGUAACCAUAGGCGUGCCUACAGGGGGGGCCAGGUGGGCCAUGGCCCCCCCUAAUGUAAUCACUCAGAUCAGCAUUUUCUCUAAUGCGUUCGUUAAUAUUCGUAUAUUCCUGGCACUAUGACACUCAAACUGCUUUUCAGUGUUGCAGCGUGCUAAUUAACAAUAUUUUUAAACAUUUUAUCGUUCUGGAAAUACAGCCGCCUUAGUUUAUUUAAAACACGAGGUCCCUUAAAAUGGCCAAGCAAAAAAAAAUUAAGAGGUUUGUUAAAGUUCUGUUGUCUGAAUUGCUGUGUUUGCAUUCACUAAAAAGAAGUUCAUUUUAAGGUAGAUCUGGACCAAGCUAUUGGAAAAUUCGAGGGGGGAAAAUGUGUAAGUACCCUUUAAACAUUUGUCUAUGGAAAAAAAAACAUAUUUUCAAGAUUGUUAAAAUUAUAUGGAUAUAAAUAUUAACUAGUAAACAUAUCUCGUUGAUACUGCACACAAAUAUAAACACGGCAAUGAGUGAAUGUAUUUAGGCUAUUUAACACUCUAAAUUCAGCUUCUUAUUUAAAAAUUUAGCAGGGCCCCCCCUAAUGGAAAGGUCUGGGCACGCCUAUGAAUGUAACACAGGGGUUACUCCAAUACAGUUUUAAUGGGCAAAACUUCUGAAACUGAAUAUUUGUGGUUUUGUUUAGAUUUUUUUUAAAUAGAUUAAAAUUGAGAUUUAGCUAUUGCAUAACAUAAUCAAAAAAAUAAAACUCUUCAUGGGUUUUUGGCUUUGCUGCUAUAUUCUCUGUUUGUUUUACUGAUACCGAUGCCUGUACAAGCAUGUCCGAGACAUGAGAAUGUGGUUGGAAUGGCGGAGCAGUGUAAACAAGGCUUUGAUGUAGAAUCUCAAAUGAUCUGUUAAUGUUUUCUGUUGCUUCAUUUGUUUACUUUUUUUUUCUGUUCUAUAUUUUAAAGUUCUUUGUUAGUCAAUGUUAGUUUUUUAUUAGUUUAUUAAGUGCAAUGUAUGAUGUGUUGAAUACAAAAUACUCAUGUAUUGUAAGUGUUAUAAAAGUCUAUAUUCUAAUUUUGUAAAUAUAUUGUCUAUCUAUGUUUUUUUCUGUCUUUUAAAGAAAUACAGCUGAUAAAAAGAGAUGAAAAUGCAAACCUUCCUUUUCAUAGUGCAUGCAUAAAUUCGUACGCAGUAUUUUGCAGCGCAAACUUGAAACUUAUAUAAGUGCCAAUGUCUUUUUUUAGUACAGUUUAGUUGUAGCCACGUACUCGAAAUAUCUGUUCCUCUGGUGGUUGAAUUGCUCGCAGUGGAAGGGUAGUAUUGCAGUUGUUUAAAAUGACAAAAACCUUACAUUUGACGGUUUAAAAAAUGUGAGCUUUUCACUAGUGUCUCGUGAAGUGUGUGUGGGAUUGCGAACUUCGUGAGUGGUGCGCUACCGAACAUUUGUGCACACUGCUUGCGGAGAAACAACUGCCGGCUGUCUCCGUCGUUGGUUCUGCUGGCAAGGGCUUAACGAGAACACAUGUAGGAAGUGUUGCCAUGAUAAGAGUUUGCAGGAUGUGUUUAUGUUUGGUAUUGAUCACUGGCAAUAUGUAGCCAUUUUUUGAAUGUGUGUGUACUCGACGUAAUGAAUGGCUUUGUAAUACGCAGAAAAUUUAUGGUUAAUUUGAGACUUUGCCAAACAUCACCUUUCACUGCACAUUGUUUAAGUGUGCCUACAUAAGCAAAGAGAGGACUUUCAUAAAUGGAAAUUACAUAUGUUGAUCUGCAUCAUUACAGUUUCUUGGGAACAACGGACAACAACAACAACAACAUUGGUUUGUUAGCUUUAAAUAUCAAAUCCGAAAUACAAAGAGUACAUCGAAUAUACUCCUUGAAUCAUAAUCCAGGUUUAUAGGUAUGUAUCAGGAAUACUGGGAGCGGGGGGGGACCCUCAGAAACUCAAGUUUCUAAGAAACAUUCAACUCAUAUUAUUUAAAAAAAAAAAAAAUUACGUGGUUUAGAAAGCAAACAAUUAAUUUAUGUGCCCUAAUUGUUCCCUGAAGUGCUGAAAAAUAAUUAUCGGCAGAGCAUUUUCUUUGUUAACUUCUGUUUGGAUAAAUAAUGUAGACAGUGUCAACUACACAAGGGCUAGUGCCUGAAUGCCUGAAUUUAUGAAUUUCCAUUCCUGAAAUGCUUUUCUUCAAAUUUUUUUUUUCUCUCUUAUAGCAUAGAAUAUUGUAAGAUUUAAUGGUAUUGUCGUAUUAUAUGAGAAUUUGAAGUCUCUUUCUUGGCUUGUGAGUUCUAGCCACAUUGAAGACAAGGAUUUCACCCACGUUGCAGUUGCCAUCUUCAGGGUAGCAAUUUCCUGCUACCUAUUGGCAGGUGAUUGCUACCCUGAACAUGGCGAAUGUAAGGUCUACCAAAAUGUUUGUGAAAUCUUCGCCUUUGACGCUGCUAUAACCUACGGGUCAAGAGACUUCAGACAGAGGCCGCAAAAGCCUCCGAUCCCUGAUAAUUUUGAGAAUUUUAUUGGUCCAUCAACCUGUAAAUAAAAAAACUAGGAAUGGGCCAAUCAUAUCCUCAGUUAUAAUCAAAUCCUUAGCGUUCAAAUGAUUCUUUAUUCGAGGGAAAAGAUUUAAAGAAAAAUAUUAGAGGAUAUAUUAUUAAAUUAAAAAUUUACACACUGAUAACCUCUAAAGUUUACUAGUUAUUUGUUUUUCAUAACCAUCCUAUCACCAUUCCUGCAAGAUAAUUUAAUUUUAACAUGAGUUUAUAGAAAUAAAAUUAAGUUAUGUAUUAUUCUGGAAACUUAGUAAAACAAACAUUUAAAGUGUCGGAUGUGUCAACUCUAUAGUUACCAUUUUUAUUUCUUGCGCAUUAUUUUAUUUUUUGACCCUUGAGAAGACCUUGGUUCAGAUUCGAGGGGUGCGUUCGAGAUGCUCUUUGGGGUUUGAAUUCGAGAUUCUGAUUCGAGGAAACUGGGAUCAGACCCAUGGCCUAUAAAUUAAAAAAAAGAUCGUAACUUUUUAACUUUUUUGGUUCGUCAAGCUCUAGCGACACAGCUCACAAUGAAACAAAUGGUCAUCUGGAAGUUGUUGCGACAGUUUGACUCUGAGCCUGUGCGUGUGCGUGUUGGGUUUUUUUUUUUUAGGGGGGGGGGGGGGUUGGGGCGUGGGGCGUGGGGGGUGGUUAGGAAGGGUGGUUAAGCAUAAAAAAGCAGAUUGUGCCUAUUUUGUUGGCCUUGUUGCACAUAUCCUACGUGUGUGCUCGUUACUGCUUUGGCAGCCUUUGCUAGGAAAUGUUGCAAACUCUUAGUAUACAUAAAACAUACAUAUUAUGGCUGUUUGAACCACUAAAUCACUGACAAAAGUGUUUGGUUUAUUAGUUUUAUCGCAGAGAGGAAGGUUCGUUGAGUCAGAAUGGCUGUGUGUAUGAUUAUGUUUGUAAAAUUUGGCUGUCACCAUGAACUAGGCACAGCCUUUUUUAAUGCCCUCAUAAAAUCUUUCAUUUUAUUGGCAGUUUUUGAAAUAUGCAGUAUGUUAAAAAAAUGUGUAAGCUUAGACCUAUGACAUAUUGACAUAUCCUGAUUACCUACCUUAUAAAAAAAAAGGACAUGUUCUAGUACAAGUAAAAAAAAUACAAUAUUGCAAAUAAGUGCAGAAUUUUAAAAAAAAAGCUUAAAAUAUUUUUCAACAUUGCACAAAAAAAAAAUGUUAAACAUGAAGCUUCAAAAGUAUUAACACAAAAGAUUACCAUUAAGCUUUUAAGUGUGUACAUAGGUAUGUAGCCAAUCAUUUCUACACUGCCAGAUUUUAGAACAAAGGCUGUUGUAAGCUUGUUUGGUUUUGUCAAACUCAACAGGUCGUGGCCAAUGUACAGAUAAAAUAGAUAAAAUAUUCAUCAAAGCAGUGUAAACAUUUAGCAUUGCUGCAAUUCUAGCAUGUAUUUCUUUUCAUGUUACAUGUUAACAUGUUAACACUUUUUUGUUGAGAGCAGAGUUAACCAACGUGCGGCCAUUUGAAGUAUUAUGAAUGUCUUUGUGAACUGAUUUCAGCCAAAUGUUGAAUAAAUAAGGUUUUAAAAUCUC
Bacillus rossius redtenbacheri is the source of this 12210-nucleotide messenger RNA. It is a transcript of the gene Sbf, whose product is annotated as myotubularin-related protein 13. The transcript has 35 exons. Bases 97 to 6255 code for a protein of 2052 amino acids. The record is from RefSeq and is a predicted model, not a curated record. Gene Ontology annotation, molecular function: guanyl-nucleotide exchange factor activity. NCBI's taxonomy places the organism in Eukaryota, Metazoa, Arthropoda, Insecta, Phasmatodea, Bacillidae. Gene Ontology annotation, cellular component: membrane; cytoplasm.